Messenger RNA from Dryobates pubescens (Downy woodpecker), 1569 nucleotides. It is a transcript of the gene AASDHPPT, whose product is annotated as aminoadipate-semialdehyde dehydrogenase-phosphopantetheinyl transferase. The coding region runs from base 57 to 959 and encodes 300 amino acids. The transcript is spliced from 6 exons. Gene Ontology annotation, cellular component: cytosol. The record is from RefSeq and is a predicted model, not a curated record. NCBI's taxonomy places the organism in Eukaryota, Metazoa, Chordata, Aves, Piciformes, Picidae. Gene Ontology annotation, molecular function: magnesium ion binding; holo-[acyl-carrier-protein] synthase activity.
UGCGGCAGGGCGGAGGCGGUGGACGCGUGUGGGUCCUGCAGCGUGUCGCUGGGCCGAUGGGGAGCGUGCGCUGGGCCUUCCCCUGUGCCGCCUGGCGUCCCUGCCGCCAAGAGUGGUUGCUAGCGGCGCGGUUGGUGCAGCCUGAGGAGAAGGAACGCAUCGGCCGCUUUGUUUUUGCCCACGAUGCCAAAGCUGCCCUGGCUGGCCGCCUACUGAUGCGGAAAUUAAUUGCAGAAAAGUUGUGCAUACCUUGGAAUGAAAUAAGCUUGCAAAGGACAUCCAAAGGAAAACCUUUCCUAGCAAAUGAUAUAGUCAGUAUCUAUCCUAAUUACAACUUCAACGUCUCUCAUCAAGGAGAUUAUGCAGUUCUUGCUGCUGAGCCUGAGCUUCAAGUUGGCAUUGAUAUUAUGAAGACUGCUUUACCAGGUAGUAGCUCAAUCCCAAAUUUCUUUCGCAUCAUGAAGAGACAGUUCACUGAAACAGAGUGGGGUGUCAUCAAGUCUGUGGGGAACGAAUGGAUGCAGCUGGAUAUGUUUCAUCGACACUGGGCCUUGAAGGAGAGCUUCUUAAAGGCUGUUGGGGUUGGAAUUGGUUUUAAUUUGCAAAGAAUUGAAUUUAAUGUGUCCCCAUUGCAACUGGAAGUAGGGAAGGUGUACAAGGAAACCAAAAUGCUUCUGGAUGGAGAUAAAGAAGAAGAGUGGACAUUUGAGGAAACCCGACUAGAUGACCAUCAUCAUGUUGCAGUGGCUCUUGGGAAGCAGGAGGGAUUUGGACAGAAGCACUCUCAUGUAUGUUCCAUGGAGCCUAACCAACCACAGUUUACAGUACUGACUUUUGAAGACUUAGUUGCAUCUGGCAUUCCAAUUGCACCUGAGGAUCCUACAUACUGGGAUAAUUUUUCUUCUAAGCAGGAGAGUCCAAUGAAACAGAAGUCACAGUUAAGAUCAAAAUGCUUAUAAGGAAAUUGUCAAAAUUUUUAUGCUGUUACUGUAUGCAAUUCAGAGUGUGGGAGUAAGUGUGUAAAUUGAACCAUGUUUUUCCUUGUUUAACAAUCUGAUCUUCACCCUUUUUAAAUUGACAUUCUUUAUCAAUAUCUUAAGGAAGUUGCAUGUUUCCUCACUGAAGGAACUCUCAGUGAACAGUCUCUAAGCUGGACUCUUGCUUUUUUUGCUCCUCCACACUUGUGGUUCCUGCACUUUUAAUAAUUGCCCAUACUAGGAACAGGGAGCAGUGCUACAAUAAUACUGUUGAUUAAUCAACAAGUGUUUAAUGUGUAAAAAUCUGUUUCCAUACUUCACUUGUGCUGAAGUUUAAAUUAUGAAACUGCCUUUUCUCCUACAAGGAUGAUAGUUUUAUUUUCAGAUGGAUGAAUGGAGCUGGAAUAAUUGGUCAAAAUCCUUUUGCUGUUGCUAAAUGAUGUAAGUGUUUGUACAGUAUUUUGUGUAAUGGCAGGCUGAAUCUUAAUAGUCUUGGAACUAUAUCUGUGCAAAACUUAGUUGUGGCAGGGAGUUAACCUGGUACAAUUUGAGGCCAUUUCCUCUCGUUCUGUCAUGGUAUUAGGGAGUAAAG